AUGAGCUCCCCCCACUGGAAGGGACAAUCUCGCGUCUUGAAAGUCUGCCAUUGGUGCGCAAAGAAGCAAGAGCCCGGGAAAAAGCCGUUUCAAGCCUGUGGCAAAUGUAAAGAGGUCAUCUAUUGUAGCAGGGAAUGCCAGGUUGCAAGCUGGCCGCUUCACAAGGCACCAUGCAAAAUUAGCUCAGACGCCAAAACCGCUGCUGCCGACCCUGCUGCAGCGACGGCAGUAGCUAAUUUCAAGAAAUGGCAUUCCUCCCACCUCCCACCCCUUCGCCAAGCAGCUAUUUGUGCGCUGGACCUCGGUCAUAAACCCACCGUUUUGGACGACAAUCUUCUUUUUAUUGAUAUUAAACUCAAGUUUGGCCACAAGGAUUUACCUCCGAAUCGGCGCUAUGAACCCGUUGGUGGAUUUUCCAUGACGAUGGCUGAAGUACGGGAAGUAUUCGGAAAUAUGGGAGUGGGGACCAUUCUAGACAGCUUCAAAGACGUAAACGAUCAUAUGCGAAAGAAGGGAGGACUCGGAGUUGUUGCUGUAAUGCUGCGUGCCCACGACAUCGUCGACAUUGUCAAAAUAAUCCUACCUUCUCGAGCCAGCACCAAGGCUGCACAAGAGGUAGAUGAUUGGGGUAAAGACUGGCUAGAGAAACUGCGCCUUGCAGUCGAGAUUGAUUGA
Cyclocybe aegerita is the source of this 675-nucleotide messenger RNA. The record is from the annotation of a GenBank genome assembly. Lineage: Eukaryota; Fungi; Basidiomycota; Agaricomycetes; Agaricales; Hemipholiotaceae.